Molecule: messenger RNA, 1176 nt
Organism: Symbiodinium sp. CCMP2592
Lineage: Eukaryota; Dinophyceae; Suessiales; Symbiodiniaceae
Source: the annotation of a GenBank genome assembly
AUGGCACGGGUGUAUUUCAGAUAUUUGCUGACAAUUUUUUCCUUGCUGCUGUUCGUGGUGCAGUGGCGAGUGUUCUACAAACAAGACCGGUAUUCAUCCGCUCUGACUGCCUGGACCUGGACAGCAGUAUUUGGAGCUUGCGGAGUGGUAGAGAUGUAUCCAUCUGUCAUCACUGUGAAGAGACUUAAUGCUGUGUAUCUGAUAGUUUCACUUUGCUGGACAGCGCAUAUGUCGCCUUGGCACGUCCAGGCGGAUCGCACUGUGGACAACUCUUUGUUCUUUUUGAUCCUCUUUCGGCUACCAGCAGUGUGCAUCGCCACCACACCGGCUCUCGUCGCUGGAUGCAGCUCGCUGCAUGCGCUGGUGAUACUGCUGCGGGCAAGUACAGAGGCCUUACCGCCAGCAACGCUUUUCACCGAAAUCAGCGGAUUCAUUGCCAUGGUCUCCGCAUCCGCGUCAGUGCAGCUGUACCUGAUUCGCAGAGUCGAGCGUAGAUUGAAAUACAAGAAGAUGGCAACUGACUUUAACGCUGCAUCCUCUCUGCUGCACCUUACUUGUGAUUCCAUGAUCGAGCUCGACGCAGAGUUCCGAAUCUCGGAGCACUCGCCUGGACUCGCGGCCAUGAUGCUCCGGGGUACAAGUUCAACCUUGGCUGGACGAGAUUUUGCGGAUCUCCUCACAGGUGCCGCUGAAGCCGGCCGCGUCGUGGAGCUCUUGCGGCGCUUCGAGGACCUUCCUGCGGACCGCGUGCACGCCCAGGCCUUCCACACGCACUUGAUGGAUGGCGAUUCCAACAGAUUUCGGACGGAAGUCUUCCAGGUGAGGUAUCACACGCCACAAGGCCAUGCAAGACACCUUCUCGGCUUGCGCGAUGUCACAGACCAGGAGUCUUUGUCGUUAUUGGGCAGCAAAAACGUGGAGAGCUUGUCCGUCGCCCCACUGUCUUUCACGCCGAUGUCUGCGGGAGCAUGUAAGGGGAGCUCUGCUUUGUCCUUCUCGGCCUUGGAGAUCCAACUCGGCCCAUCGACGGUCAACGGCACCAUUCAGAUCGUACAAGCAUCUGGAGCUCGCUAUUUCCUGAUGGUUUGUGACAUUCCUUUGGUCAGUUUCACAGCUCCCGGUGGGGGCAUUUCAGCUGACACGACUGACGGUGAAUACGUGUCGGUGACCUUCUGA